Acanthaster planci (crown-of-thorns starfish) is the source of this 1741-nucleotide messenger RNA. RefSeq lists its product as uncharacterized. The record is from RefSeq and is a predicted model, not a curated record. Lineage: Eukaryota; Metazoa; Echinodermata; Asteroidea; Valvatida; Acanthasteridae.
AUAAACCAGUUUGUCAUGCCAUGUAAAGUUCCACCUUCCUCGUGCUAAUUUGCCACUCAGUCACCACAUUUUGGCGACGAGGAUCCGAGUGAUCAAAGCCCAGACAGUCAACGAUUCAUUGAAUUAAAGGGUGAGUCACAAUUCCCUUUAAAAUACGAGUAAAAUAGCCGAGGAAAUCGUCGGAAAAGCAGACACAAUCUAACGUCAGUAUACCGUACGUAACUGAUAAAGGUGGAUACCGUUACAUGAAAGCCAUAUACGAAGCUAUACAGGCAGUACAAUAAGCCCACUUAUACAUCGUUGCUGUAAACCAUGGCACUUCUACCUACCUUCCCGAAAUUUGACAUACAUCAGGACGCUAAUGCUGGUCCAAGGUGGAAGAAAUGGCUGCAAAGAUUUGAGAGAUUACUCAUAGCCAUGGAUGUGAAAGAUGAUGCCAGAAAAAGAGCCUUAUUGCUACACUAUGCUGGUACAGAUGUGGAUGAGGUCUUUGAGACAUUCGAAAAUGUUGGUGAUACUUACCAAGCAGCAGCUGAUCAGCUCACGAAAUACUUCACUCCAAGACGCAAUGUAGCAUAUGAAGUAUACCAGUUCAGGCAGGCCAAGCAAGGCAAGACUGAGACUCUUGACGCAUUCCAUACCAAACUGCGUCAACUUGCACAAACAUGUGAAUUCUCUGAUGUUGAUAAAGAAAUUUGUGCCCAAAUCAUCCUAAACUGCCAGUCCCAACGCCUAAGAAGACGAGCACUCCGUGAGCCGAUGACGCUAGAAAGCCUACUGUCCAUUGGUCGUGCCCUCGAGACAAGUGAGCGAGAUGCUGAUGUUGUCGAAGCUGGCAGAACAGAAGCUGCAAAUGCCAUUUCUGCCUCUCAAGGAGCAACUGGCAGAAGCAGACGUGACAAAGCAAAUUCUGAGAAAUCCUCAAAACCCCAUCGGCCCAGACAGCGAGACACAUCCAAAAGUCGGAAAAGAUCCCAGUCCCGCCACCGACAAUCGACACGCCCUAGCCGUACUUGCUACUUCUGUGGAGGAGCCUACCCCCAUGCCAGAGUCUGCCCAGCAAAAGGGAAAAAGUGCAGAAACUGCGGAAAAAUCGGACACUUUGAUUCUGUAUGCCGGUCUGCAACUAUCAGCACCAUUGAACAAGAUGAUGACUCCGAUGUCGACUACAUCUUUGCCAACCAGCCUGAUUCGGCGUAUGUCAUUCACUCCGCAAAGUUACCUACCUGUGAGAUGACCAUUGGCGACACUACCUUGACGGCCAUGAUUGAUUCAGGAGCAUCUGUGAAUGUGCUCAAUCUCAAGUCAUUCAAUCUCCUUCAAAGCAAUGGCCUGAAGUUCCAGACCCGAAAAUCUACAUCAAAAGUUUUCGCCUAUGGCACGAAAACACCCCUACCAGUACGUGGCAUAAUUGAAGCUACAGUCAAUGUUGGUCCGAAUACCUGCUGUGCUGAGUUCCAUGUGGUCAACACAGACACCUGCAACCUGUUGUCCUUCACAACUGCAAGGCAACUGAAGCUGAUCUCCUUCAACUCAGACCACGUGACUUGUAAUCUCCAGCCAGUACCAGAACAGACAAAUCAGACACCUGCCAACGACAUGAGGCAUGAGCAGAUAAUGAAGCAGUAUGGCAACCUGUUUGAAGGCAUUGGAAAAAUCAAAGAUGUCAAAAUCUCUCUUCAUGUUGAUCCAGAAGUAAAACCAAAACAACAAAAACAUUGACGCAUUCCAUUCCACACUC